AUGCUGAACAAGACAGAGGUCAGUGAUUUCAUCCUCUUGGGCCUCACCGCUAGGCAGGGGCUGCAGCACUUUUUCUUCAUCUCCUUUCUCUUGCUCUACUUGACCACUCUCGUGGGGAAUGGGGCCAUUUUGACCUUGGUGGUGCUUGAGCCACGGCUCCACACACCCAUGUACUUCUUCCUGGGAAACCUGUCCUGCCUGGACAUCUUCUACUCCACAGCCACUGUUCCCAAGAUGCUGACUGGCUUGCUCUUUGGGCAUCAGCCCAUCUCCUUUGCUGGGUGCUUGGCCCAGCUCCAUUUCUUCCACUUCUUGGGCAGUACUGAAGCUGUGCUGCUGGCCACCAUGGCUUAUGACCGUUACAGGGCCAUUUGCCACCCUUUGCACUACGCCCUCGUCAUAACCCCCUGGACUUGUCUGCUGCUGGCCGCAGCCAGCUGGUCCUCUGGUUUUGUGCAUGCCCUGAUGCACUCAGUCAUGACCUCUCAGCUGAGUUUCUGUGGUCACAACCAUGUUCAUCACUUCUUCUGUGACAUCAAGCCCCUGUUGAAUUUGGCCUGCAGUAGUACCAGACUCAACAUGACCCUCCUCAAUGUUGUUCUAGGCCCCUUCAUUCUCAUAGUCCUCUCCUACUUCUACAUAAUUUCCUCCAUCUUCCAGGAAGUCCAGAGCCAGGAAGGAAGACGGAAGUCCUUCUCCACCUGUGCCUCCCACCUCACUGUUGUUGCAUUAUUUUACAUACCAGUGCUCUUCAACUACACUCCACCCUCCUCAGGAAGCUCUCUGGAAAGGGAUGUGCAAGUGUCUCUCAUUUACAGUGCUGUCACUCCAGCUCUGAACCCCCUGGUCUACACUCUUAGGAACCAGGAGGUGAGGAGAUCAGCCCUGAAAAAAAUGUUAGAGAAAAAAUUCUUUCCUGGAGGAAAGUGA
Messenger RNA from Pogoniulus pusillus (Red-fronted tinkerbird), 930 nucleotides. Its product is annotated as olfactory receptor 12D1-like. The transcript has a single exon. Gene Ontology annotation, molecular function: G protein-coupled receptor activity; odorant binding; olfactory receptor activity. Gene Ontology annotation, cellular component: membrane. The record is from RefSeq and is a predicted model, not a curated record. Lineage: Eukaryota; Metazoa; Chordata; Aves; Piciformes; Lybiidae. Bases 1 to 930 code for a protein of 309 amino acids. Gene Ontology annotation, biological process: G protein-coupled receptor signaling pathway.